Oryctolagus cuniculus (rabbit) is the source of this 2439-nucleotide messenger RNA. RefSeq names its product DEAD-box helicase 55 (gene DDX55). Gene Ontology annotation, molecular function: RNA helicase activity; nucleic acid binding; ATP binding. Lineage: Eukaryota; Metazoa; Chordata; Mammalia; Lagomorpha; Leporidae. The record is from RefSeq and is a predicted model, not a curated record.
CCUCCGGAACCCUGUUGCCGAAGCACGGUUUCCGCCCGGCCGCUGCGCCGCCGGAAGCGGAAGUGCUCGCUGGCUGGGUCCGCAGGUGUUACGGCGGCGGCGGCGGCGGCGGCGGGGCCUGGAGCCAUGGAGCACGUGACGGAGGGCUCCUGGGAGUCGCUGCCGGUGCAGCUGCACCCGCGCGUGCUGGGCGCGCUGCAGGAGCUGGGGUUCCCGUACAUGACGCCGGUGCAGUCCGCCACCAUCCCUCUGUUCAUGAGGAACAAAGACGUGGCUGCGGAAGCGGUCACGGGCAGCGGCAAAACCCUCGCUUUUGUCAUCCCCAUCCUGGAAAUUCUCCUGCGAAGGGAAGAGAAGCUAAAGAAGAGCGAGGUGGGCGCCAUCGUCAUCACCCCUACGCGCGAGCUGGCCAUUCAGAUCGACGAGGUGCUCUCGCAUUUCACCAGGCACUUCCCGCAGCUCAGCCAGAUUCUUUGGAUCGGAGGCCGGAAUCCUGGAGAAGAUGUCGAGAGGUUUAAGAAGCAAGGCGGGAACAUCGUCGUGGCAACGCCGGGCCGCCUGGAGGACAUGUUCCGGAGGAAGGCUGAGGGCCUGGACCUGGCCAGCUGUGUGAAAGCCCUGGACGUCCUGGUGCUGGACGAGGCCGACCGACUUCUGGACAUGGGCUUUGAGGCCAGCAUAAACACCAUCCUGGAGUUCCUGCCGAAGCAGAGGAGGACGGGUCUCUUUUCCGCCACGCAGACGCAGGAGGUGGAGAACCUGGUGAGGGCCGGCCUGCGCAACCCCGUCCGCAUCUCGGUGAAGGAGAAGGGCGUGGCGGCCAGCAGCACGCAGAAGACGCCGUCCCGCCUGGAGAACUCCUACAUGGUGUGUAAGGCGGAUGAGAAAUUUAAUCAGCUGGUGCAUUUUCUUCGCAAUCAUAAGCAGGAAAAACAUCUCGUCUUCUUCAGCACCUGCGCCUGCGUCGAGUACUACGGGAAGGCCCUGGAGGCCCUGGUGAGGGGCGUGCAGAUCCUGUGCAUUCACGGCAAGAUGAAGCACAAGCGCAAUAAGAUCUUCAUGGAGUUCCGCAGCCUGCCGAGUGGGAUCCUGGUGUGCACGGACGUGAUGGCCCGCGGAAUAGACAUUCCCGAAGUGAACUGGGUUUUGCAGUACGACCCGCCCAGCAGUGCGAGUGCGUUCGUGCAUCGCUGUGGUCGCACCGCACGCAUCGGCCACGGCGGCAGCGCUCUGGUGUUCCUCCUGCCCAUGGAAGAGGCCUAUGUCAAUUUCCUAGCAAUUAACCAAAAAUGUCCCCUGCAGGAGAUGAAACUCCAGAGGAACCCAGCGGACCUGCUGCCCAAGCUCAGGUCCAUGGCCCUGGCCGACAGAGCUGUGUUUGAAAAGGGCAUGAGAGCCUUUGUGUCCUACAUCCAGGCCUACGCGAAACACGAGUGCAACCUCAUCUUCAGGUUAAAGGAUCUCGAUUUUGCCAGCCUUGCUCGCGGCUUUGCCCUGCUGAGGAUGCCCAAGAUGCCGGAACUGAGAGGGAAGCACUUCCCAGACUUCGUGCCUGUGGACGUUGACACGGACACGAUCCCAUUUAAAGAUAAAACGAGAGAGAAGCAGAGGCAGAAACGACUGGAACAACAAAGGACAGAGAAAAGCGACAAUGAAGGGAGAAGAAAAUUCAUAAAAAAUAAAGCUUGGUCCAAGCAGAAGGCCAAAAGGGAGAAGAAGAAAAAAAUGAGUGAAAAAAGGAAAAGGCAAGAGGGCUCCGAUAUCGAAGAGGAGGACAUGGAGGAGCUCCUUAAUGACACACGGCUCUUGAAGAAGUUAAAGAAGGGCAAGAUCACCGAGGAGGAAUUCGAGAAGGGGGUGUUGACAAGCGGGAAAAGGCCGAGCGCGGCGGCGGACGUCGGGGGCUCUGACGUGGAAGACGCCUGCUGAUGCCCAGUCCCUGGUGAGCAUAAGACCAGGGCCGGCUGGCGAGCAGGGCUGAGGGCCUGCCUCAGUCAGACACGGGGGGACUGCACGCUUGUCUGGGUUUUACUGAAAUCCCAGCAGCCCUGGAGGCGGGUGUCACAGAAGGAAGUUUGACAGGGAGUGAACACAGGCGUCAGCGCUGGCCUUGGUCGCUGUCUGUCCCUGGAUUUCACACUGCAGUCUGCUUUAUGCAGCUCCUUAGCACGGUCAGGCGCCCGACCGCCCUGGGCCCCUGCGCCUACGCGUACUGCCCUUGGAGCCCUGCGCCUACGUGACCGCCCUGGGCCCCUGCGCCUACGCGUACUGCCCUUGGAGCCCUGCCUGCAGCUCCUCAUAGCGGGCGAGUGUGCUGGGCUUUUGCUGUUUUAAGAAUCACCCCCAGGCAAGUAUCAGAAAAGCGGAGGAAUCGGGUCCUAUUCUGGGGAGGGCGUUUUGAAUUUCACGCCUCCUGUUGAAUAAACCAUGCCUUUCUGA